AAUACAAAAAAAGAAAAACAACAGUAAAGUUAAAAGCGAAAAUGUACGUGGUCUGCAGUUAAUAAAUUUAUUUUUAUUUUUGUUUGUGUUUUAAAUUGUAAGAAAGCUCAAAGGAAUAAUUUGUCCAAAAACUCAUACUAAUAAUUGUUGUUUUUCAAACUUUACUAAACCAAAGCGCAUAAUUGAAAAUAGACAUUUUGGAGAAAAACUAGCAGUUAAAAGAAAUCAUAUUUUAUAAAGAGCUUAGUUUCAAUCGCAUGAAAGUCAAAUAGCCAAAAUGAAUUCAAGCGGAACAGCUGCCUUGGGGUCAACAUCAAAAUUGCCAGGACCACCGAUUAGCCCACUCGUUGAAAACUCUGACGAACCACUUCCAAGUCUAUCAGAUCUGCACGAUUUUGAGCCUAAGUUAGAAUUCGAUGAUACCGAACUUUUAACACAAUCUCCUAUACCCAAUGAUGUAAUGGUGGAUGACUUUGUUUUAGCUGCUGGAGAAGAAAUUGAAGAAGCUGAAAUAGAAAAUCCUCUGGAGGACAACGAUUUCGAAGAUCAACUCAAGGAGCAAUCCGAAAGUUUUACCACAAAUAAAACAAAAUGUGAUUUUCUUGGUACAGAUAAACAAGGUCAACAUAUAUUUGGCAUUUAUGCAUCACGCUUUCCCGAAAAGAAUCAAAUGGAGAAGUUUAUCCGGGAACUUAUAAAGGAAAUUGAACCAUAUGUGGAAAAUGAUUACAUUUUAGUAUACUUUCAUCAAGGACUCAAAGACGAGAAUAAACCUUCUGCACAAUUUUUAUGGAAUUCAUACAAAGAACUCGAUAGAAAUUUUCGAAAAAAUCUAAAAAAUCUUUAUGUCGUCCAUCCGACUUGGUUUAUACGAGUUAUAUGGAAUUUCUUCCGUCCAUUUAUAAGUGACAAAUUUCGCAGAAAGCUUGUAUAUAUUUCCACAUUGGACGAGCUAAGACAAGCAUUAGGUUUAACCAAGCUUAAAUUACCCGAUAAUAUAUGUGAAUUUGAUGAUAAACUUUAUUCAAAUCGUCGGAGUGCGCCAACAAGUGUGACUGACGGUUCUAUUAUCAAAACAACGCAAUUUGGUGUUCCAUUGAAGUUUAUCACACAAAAUAGCCCGUGCUUGAAUUCCAUUCCACCGAUUGUACGCAAAUGUGUUGAUUCUUUAUCGAUGACUGGUGUUAUUGAUACAGAAGGAAUUUUUAGAAGAUCUGGUAACUAUACUGAAAUUAAUGACCUCAAGUUAAGAGUGAAUCGAGGUGAAGAGGUUGACUUGAAAGACGUCAAUGUACAUGUUAUAGCUGGGUUACUUAAAUCAUUUUUGAGAGAUCUUAGUGAGCCAUUGUUAACUUAUGAACUCUACGAAAAUAUCACAAGUUUCUUAGAUUGGCCAAAAGAAGCAAGAUCUCGAAAUGUGACACAACUAAUCAGGGAAAAGCUGCCUGAAGAAAACUAUGAGCUCUUCAAAUAUUUAGUGGAGUUCUUGGUUAAGGUAAUGGACUGCGAGGAUCUUAACAAGAUGACAUCUUCCAAUCUGGCAAUUGUUUUUGGACCCAAUCUAAUCUGGUCACGUCAUGCACAAAUGUCGUUAGAGGAAAUAAAUCCAAUUAAUUCAUUUGUAGACUUUGUGCUGCAGAAUCACAAAGAUAUCUAUUUGGUUGACAUUAACAAAAAAGCGUCGCCAAUAGAUUAACCUAGGCUUUUAUAAUAAUUUACAGUACGUUUUUUUCCUAUUUUUUUAUUCUAUUCUCUUCUAAUUUUUUUUUAUUAUUUAUAUUAAUCUUUUUUGUUGUUUCUUUUUCUAAUUUUUUAUUACUACCAAAGAGAAAUAUUUUAUAAAAAAAAAUUGGAAAUUACAAUUUAUAAAAAAAAAAAUGAAGUAUCCAUUUUGGGUUGUAGAAAAUUAAAAGAUUAACAAAUCUAUCUCUGCACAUACUUUUUCUCUCAAGAAUACACAGAAAUUUUAUCAAUCAACACAAAUGUACAUUUUUGUUACUGUUAAUACUAGAAAUAGUACAAAAUUUAGAUUGCACCGCUAAAAACUGUUAUUUUUUAAAAAUUAAUAUAAAUUGAUCAUUUUUACAAAUGGAAAAAAAGAAUCUGGAAAUUUUAGAUUAUAUUUUAAGCUGAAAAGUAAUUUUCGGUUUGCACUAUUUCGAGUGUUUACAGUAAAAUAAAUGUACAUAAAAACUGUUAGUUGAUAAAAAGUAAUGAAGAAAAAAAUAUUCCUCUUUUAUAACAUCACAAAUCGCACAUGUAAGAAAAAACAAA
Messenger RNA from Eupeodes corollae, 2274 nucleotides. It is a transcript of the gene RhoGAP68F, whose product is annotated as rho GTPase-activating protein 68F. NCBI's taxonomy places the organism in Eukaryota, Metazoa, Arthropoda, Insecta, Diptera, Syrphidae. Bases 278 to 1696 code for a protein of 472 amino acids. Gene Ontology annotation, biological process: small GTPase-mediated signal transduction; negative regulation of endocytic recycling. Gene Ontology annotation, molecular function: GTPase activator activity. The transcript has 9 exons. Gene Ontology annotation, cellular component: cytoplasm. The record is from RefSeq and is a predicted model, not a curated record.